UAAUUUCUUACGCAGUUUUCAAAUACAUCAGUAUGAUAUCAUGCACCUAAUCACAUGGUUAAUUUUUUUUAUUUUAUUUUUUAGAAAAGUGCCAUAAACCUCUUUUCAAUAAAUUCUUAGAUUAAGUUAAGGUGGAUUUUACAUAUUAAAAUUAAGUUCCACUUAAAAUGGUGUGAUCCAUACAUACAGAUUUCAUUCAAUAAAAAAAUAUGUUAGAAAAAAAUAUAAAAAAAGAGUUUUCAUAAAGCUCCUCAAAAUUUUAAUAUGUGGUGUAUCUUUGUCUACUUUUUUUAUUUUUUUAGGAAAAUGUAAUGCGUACACCCUUGAGGUUGUAUACAUUUUCAAACAAAGAAAAAAAAAAAAAGUGACAUGAUGGUUUGAUGAUCUGAUAACAAGAGAAAAAUGAGGAGAAAAUGAAAUGUUGAAUAAAUGUAAAAAAAGUAAGAUCAUCUUAUAUGGGGAUCUCUCCAUCUUAAGACUAGGUACCUCAUAGUAGAGAAAUUAUUGAGUGGCUAAGAAGGUCUUAAGGUAGAUCUCAACUCACAUAUUUUAAUAUCAAAAUAUGAAAGGCAAAUGUUAAUUUGUGUCCUCAAGGACACAUGUUAAGGAACUCAUUAUAGAAAUAUAUCUAUCAAAAUUCAUGCAUUCGACUUUUUAAAAAUUAAAAUAUUAUAUUUUUCAAUGCAAAGUUGCUUUUUUUAGAUUCCUUAGCAUGCAUCCUUAGAACACAAGUUAACAUGAUGCAAUAUUUAAAAUAUAAUAGUAUAAAGUUAUUGAAAUAUGAGUAAUGAAUCAUACUUAAGAUAGAGUAGUGAUAUUUGAACAUCUAUUUGAAACAACUCUUGUGACAGCCUCUUUUUUCUCUCUUUUCAUUGGUCAAAAACAAUGGAGAGAAAAAGAAAGAGAGAGAAUAAGAGUAUAAUGUGAGUAUGUAAGAGAAAGUUGUCAAAAAAUUAUCACAAAAUGGUUGUACAAAUAUCAUUUCUCUUUAAGAUAUUUGUGUAAAUUGCUAAGUUUGAGGCAUCAAGUAAUUAUUAUGUAUCUAAAAAUAGAUGUCUCAAUUGUGGAUGUUAUAUGAGUCUUUAUUUAUCAUAUUUGGUUUAUGAUGUACUACUCUUUGUCUCCUCUUAGCAUUAUGUGUCGACUGUCUAUCCUUUGAAAUACUCCUAAAAGGAAGAAGAAACAAAUGACACACAUACAUUAUGUUGUGGUCAUAAAUCACAAUUUGACCUUCAUUAGGUCAAGGUACAUCCACCCUGGAUCCCUGGUCAGUCCAAGUAGGACCUAUAUUGAGCAACUAAAGAAGCCACGUAGAAUUAUAUAGCAAAAGCAAAUUGGUACUGUUCAAUGUAUCCGCUCCCAAAUCAUACAACAAAGUCAAAUUAAUUGUUUGACUCAAGAAACCUUCAUUUUCACCGCCCACUGUUUUUUCCAUGUCCAUUUUAAGGAGGAACAUCUUUUCCAAAAUUCCACAUUCACAAUCCUUCCAUGACAAUUAAUUUCGAUAGGGAAUAUGCACUCAAUCAUGCCUUUAUAGUUAGUUAAUUUGAGUUGAUUUUUGUUAAUACUAAUGAUUCCUUAUAUUUUUGUAUGAAUGAUUUAUUUCCUUUUCCUAUGAAAAUAAAAUCAGAUCAUGUCAUAAGUGCAUCUCGGAUUCAUCAAUCUCCUUUUGUGUUUCAUCUAUACUUUUGUUUUCUUGUUAUCGAAGAAUCCUUUUUAAGUUGGUGGAUAAAGAUAAACAAAGCCUGGAGAGGAAGUUAGCUUCAGCUUUACUACUGACUGACUACGGAGGAAUUGUCAAACAAUGACAAAAUUUUCAAACUUAUUGGUCAAAAUUUAAAUCAAGUUUGGAAAUCAAUACCCAUAUUGAUUCGGAUAUAUUGACUUUGUAUAGAAAAUCAAGAUGGGAAGGGCACCUUGCUGUGACAAAGCAAACGUGAAGAAAGGACCUUGGUCACCAGAAGAAGAUGACAAGCUCAAAUCCUACAUCCAAGAGCAUGGAACCGGUGGUAACUGGAUCACUUUGCCACAAAAGAUUGGUCUUAAGCGAUGUGGCAAAAGUUGUCGGCUGAGGUGGCUAAACUAUCUUCGCCCUAACAUCAAGCACGGUGGUUUCACCGAAGAAGAAGACAACAUCAUUUGCAGCCUUUAUGUUACUAUUGGAAGCAGAUGGUCGGUGAUUGCGGGUCAAUUGCCCGGAAGAACCGAUAAUGAUAUAAAGAACUAUUGGAACACAAAACUGAAAAAGAAGCUUUUUGGGAAGCAUCGUAAAGAACAACAAUUACAAGCACGUAAUAAAUUAUUAGCUAGUGCUAAUCAUGAGAGCAAUGGAAGAAGGAGUGAGAAUUCUUCAUCUAAUUUAAUUUCUGAUCAACAUAUUUUACAACCAUAUUGUUGGCCACAAAAUAUUCAUCCAUCGUUGACCUACACAAACCAAGGUUCUAGUUUCAACGAUCAAGAUUCUAUUAGAAAAUUUCUAAUCAAGCUUGGUGGGAGAUUCUCUAAUGAAGAUGAUGAUUAUUAUCCAUUACAUGAUGGUGGUGUUCUUUCAAGACAACAAGUUCAUGAAGAACAACAAGCAAAUUAUAUUUCUGGUUGCAUCAACUCUAUUAACAACAACCAAAUCUUGCAAUAUUUCUCACAAACUCAAACUAACCAAUAUUGUGUUGAGGGAGUAGCAGGACAAGAAUUGGUACAAGGACAAGGAAGUUUCACUGAAACAACAACAUCUAGUAGUAAUAAUAAUUAUUAUCCACAAAAGUUAAGUGGGUUGGAAUUCAUAUAUGGAGAAGAAAUGGAUGGUACAAUUUGUGGGCAAAGUAGUAACUGGGGUGAGACUGAUCAGAGCAGUAGUAGUAUGAUAUAUCCUUCUCUUGUUGCAUCCAAUUUCCAAGAAGAGAAGCCACAAGAAUGUGUAUUUCAAGAGUUGAGUACUUACCCUAGCUAGCUAGGGAGCUAUAACUAUAUUAUAUGUAUGGCAUCAUGUACAUUACUAUCAUCUAUAUUGCUGAGUUGGGAUUAUACAAUAACAAUUUGUAGAAGGAAAAAAAAAGCUUGCAUUAUAAUUUGAUUCCCAUAUAUGUUAUAAACUUUAGCUAGAUAUAUGUAAUUAACUAGAGAUAUAUAGAAUUUGUGUGCUGUUUAAGACUUUUUCAUGUGCUAAAUAUAAUCGUUGUCAAUGCAGUA
This is a messenger RNA of Medicago truncatula (barrel medic), 3186 nucleotides long. Its product is annotated as transcription factor RAX3. The transcript is spliced from 4 exons. The coding region runs from base 1904 to 2947 and encodes 347 amino acids. Lineage: Eukaryota; Viridiplantae; Streptophyta; Magnoliopsida; Fabales; Fabaceae. The record is from RefSeq and is a predicted model, not a curated record.